AUGAAAGAGAGGCUGCACAAUAAAGAGAGUAAUGCAUUGAGCCAUGUUCGAGACAAACAUGUUUUGAAAUGGUUGAAGAAGCUAAUGCUUGGUGAUUUUGAAGUGGUCGAAUUCGAAGAAAAAUGGAAAGAGAUGGUUGCUACGUUUGAAUUGGAAGACAAUACUUGGAUUGCUGAACUAGUGGUUGUGGCAGAUUAUUCGUCAAUAUACGGGAAUGAAGUUUUGCAAACAACUCUUCGAUCUCUUGAGCGGUCUGGUGAUGAAUUGUUUACAAAGGAGAUGUUUAAAAUUUUUCAGUCGUAUCUAUGUAGGACUAUUAAGCUAAGAGUCGUUGAUUGCAAAGAGAUGGUCACAUUUUCAGUUUACACGGUUGUGAAGUAUUGUAGUGGAAGUGUUUGGCGUGUGUCAUAUUGCCCAUCAACGGUUGACUUUACAUGUACUUGUAUGAGAAUGCAAUCCAUUGGUCUUCCAUGCGAUCACAUAUUGGCCAUGUUGGUUUCUUUAAAUUUUAUGAAGUUGCCAAGUAGUUUGGUUUUGAAUAAGUGGUCCAAAGUUGCCACAAAACAGAUGAAAGACAAAUAUCCGAAUUCCACAAUGUAUUGGGAUUCGCAAUUGAUGGCCAUGUAUGCCACUUUGGUUGAAGUUUCUAGACAAGUUUGUGUAGCCGCAUACCGUGAUGAAGAGGAGUAUGACAAAAUGUUGCAUUUCCUAUCCAAUGAGGCUAGAAGGCUGAAGUCGAAGCAAAACAGCGAACAUUGUGCUGAUGAUAAUUAG
Molecule: messenger RNA, 774 nt
Organism: Glycine soja
Lineage: Eukaryota; Viridiplantae; Streptophyta; Magnoliopsida; Fabales; Fabaceae
Product: protein FAR1-RELATED SEQUENCE 9-like
Exons: 2
Coding region: 1-774 (257 amino acids)
Molecular function (GO): zinc ion binding
Source: RefSeq, a predicted model, not a curated record